Messenger RNA from Acanthochromis polyacanthus (spiny chromis), 5990 nucleotides. It is a transcript of the gene serinc4, whose product is annotated as serine incorporator 4. The transcript is spliced from 11 exons. The coding region runs from base 320 to 1870 and encodes 516 amino acids. The record is from RefSeq and is a predicted model, not a curated record. Gene Ontology annotation, cellular component: membrane. Lineage: Eukaryota; Metazoa; Chordata; Actinopteri; Pomacentridae.
CACCUCUCCCUCUUUUCUGGCAGCAGCCAGCACAGCCGCAGAGCCAAAGCAGGCAGGAUAUGGGCAAAAAAACAACUUAUCCCCCUGCGAGGCUGCACCCAGAGCAGCUGAAGCGGCGCUCAUGCUGAGGGUCUCGGCUGCUGGGAGCCCAGUCCGACCAGAUCUGCUGCUAAUCCAGCAUAAGGAGUGUCUACCUGCCGGACUCUGUGGUUUCUUACUCUUCAUUUCUGGCCUGUUGGAAAGUUGUGCUGUGGCCUCCCCCGAGGAUGUGAGGAUGCCAUCUUUGCAGGCGUUCUGAGGGGAAGCUGUUUGGAAGUUCAUGGCCAAAUGCAGAGCGGUGGUGGCCGAGGAAAAGCAGUUUAGAGGCACAAUGUCGGCCACGCAGGGGAUGAACCGCAGCGGCGUCUACAACUACUUCCUCAACAUGGUGGCCUAUCAGAUCUGCUGCUGCUGUGGCCCGGCUCCCUGCUCGCUCUGCUGUGCCUUCUGUCCUCCGGUCAAAUCGUCCACCAGCACCAGGGUCAUGUACACUCUGUUCCACAUCAUGAGCUGCGCUGUUUCCUGCCUCAUGCUGUCCAGAACCGUCUCCGAGCUCGUCAGGGAAAAUGUGCCUUUCUUCAACGUGGUGUGUGACCAGGCGCACGGCGGAGGCCACUGUGAGAUGCUGGUCGGAUACUCGGCCGUCUACAGAGUCUGCUUCGGCACGUCCUGUUUCUACCUGAUGAUGGCGCUCUUCCUCAUCGACGUCAAGUCCAGUCAGGACUUCAGGGCGAUGAUUCACAACGGCUUCUGGUUCCUGAAGUUGAUCACGCUGCUCGGGAUGUGCACCGCCGCCUUCUUCAUCCCCACAGAGUCCUUCCUGCACGCUUGGCAUUAUGUUGGUGUGGUGGGAGGAUUUGCCUUCAUCCUCAUCCAACUCAUCCUCAUCACAGCUUUUGCACACACCUGGAACAAGAACUGGUUGACUGGGGCAGCAGAGAACAAGCGGUGGUACCUGGCGGUGAUGUGCGCCACGCUCUUCUUCUACACCAUCGCCACCAUGGCCUUCACCUUCAUGUACAAGUACUACACCCACCCCAUCGCCUGCCACUUCAACAAGGCGCUGCUGUGGAUCAACCUGGGCCUCUGCGGCCUCAUGUCCUUCAUUGCCGUCACUCCGUGUGUGAAGCAGAAACAGCCUCGCUCUGGCCUCCUCCAGGCCUCCAUCAUCAGCUGUUACGUCAUGUAUCUGACAUUCUCGGCUCUGUCCAGCCGCCCGCCAGAGAAAGUUGUGUAUCAGGGCAUGAACAUGACCGUCUGUUACCCCAGUGUGGGACAAGACGGCAUCCAGAACGAAGGCAAUGCUGUGGCUAUAAUUGGAGCCGCCAUCAUGUACUGCUGCGUGCUGUUUGCAUGCAAUGAAGCGUCCUACCUGGCUGAGGUGUUCGGCCCGUUUUGGAUGAUCAAAGUUUAUCGGUAUGAGUUCCAGAAAGCCACCUGCUGCUUCUGUUGCCCCGAGGAGGAGGAAGUUGAAGAGGAUUUUGUGAUCGACGACGAGAACAAAGGCUGUCAGAAGGUCAUUCACAAUGAGGCCCAGCGAGUGGCUUACAGCUACUUCUUCUUCCACUUUGUCUUCUUCUUGGCGUCGCUGUACGUCAUGAUGACCCUCACCAACUGGUUCAGCUAUGAGUCAGCGGUUCUGGAGACCACCUUCACCCACGGCAGCUGGUCCACAUUCUGGGUGAAGAUGUCGUCCUGCUGGGCCUGUGUGAUGCUCUACCUCUGGCUGCUGCUGGGUCCUCUGUGCAGCUGCCAGUCCGAGUCCAGGCCUCGACGAUCACGGAUCAAACGCCGCUCAGCAUCCUCCCGCCACGUCACCGUCAGCGUCUGACACGAGGCGAGAUGUUGAUAGGAGGUCAGACGACUGCGAGCCUCCCUGCGGCGCCUGACGGGAGGAAACUGACAGGAAUGGAGGCCGCGGAGGUCAGAGGUCAAAGACUCACCGUGGUGUGAGGAGCACUGACGAAGAAGAAGAAAAAGAAGAAGAAGAAGAAGAAGAAGAAGAAGAAGAAGAAGAAGAAAGCUGAGCAUCCUGUUGACAGAACUGGUCACAGGCAAAGUCACAGGAUCCUUACAAGAAACCACUAACGAGGAUGUGACGGUGGUUUGGAAACUCUCUUACAGUAUGAAUUGCCAAAGGGAUCCGAAGGAGAGGAGGGAUUUACAGUGAGCAGGGGAAAGGACAGAGACAUUUAUGAGUUUUUAUUGUUCAAUUUUAGUAGUGUUUUUUAUUUUUUGGGAGUAUUUAGUCAUUUAAUAUUAUAACAGAGAAGGAGGUGAAGAUAUUCGCUGAAAUCUUGCUACAGAGGAUCACAGUCCAAUUUUUUCUUCUCAUACAUGAAACCAGAGAACCUUGUCCCUCCAGUGAUCUUAGAGAAAUGAUUGAAGGUUGUGAGCAUGAAUAAAUCUUUCAAAAGCUGCAGACAUGGAACCAAAUGCAAGUUCAAACAUGACAUACAGAGCAAGAACAGGAAUCCCCAUAAAAAUCUGUGGAACAAGCACAGAAAUAACUGAAUAAGCAGAUAAAUCCUCUCUGCCAGUGGGGUCCAAUCCUGGUGGUCAUUGCAGUUAAACACUACAAAAGAAACUCUUUUUGAUUUAAUCUGCACAAUCUCUCUGAGUUUUUUUUUUUACAUAAACAUAAUGCAAUUUUUAAUUCUAAAUAAUUUAAUUAAAGAAAGUUUAAAUUCCAAUCUGAAAUAUCAUUUUCCAUAUGAGGUUAAGGCCCUGUCACACUCUAGCGUAUAGAGCCAGCGUCUGAGGAACUUAUGGACUUUUUGGGAAUACGCUGACAUACGCUGAAACACGCUAGGGGUAUGCUGGAAUACGUUUCUAGUAUGCCGGGGUACGUUGAUGUACGCUGAGGGCCAAAAAUUUUUUUGAACAUGCACAAAAAUUUUCAGCGUAUGCUGACGUAUGAAUGUUACGCUCCUCAUAUGUUCCUCAUACUCUGAACACGCUAGAGGUACGCUGAAGGUAUGUUACGCAUACGUCGAGUACGCUUCUCAUACGUUGAAAUUGAGUGGGUCAGGAAACCUCGUGUUAGGGGAGCGUAUACUGAACGUGUGUCUGACGAAUGGCUAACGUUAUGAUGGUAGUUCUAACGACAGUCUAACGUACUCAACUUAUGCCUAACGUGUUCUGAGCAUACAGCCAAUUUAUCCCAUGCGUAUUACAUGCGUAUUUCCAGCGUAUGGGGGAUAUAUAAAGUCUCACAUUUCCAAAUCUGUAUCAGUUUGUACCAGCAGUUCAGAGAUGGAGGUUGCUGUGCUGCAACAUCACCAAGAUUUGUUACAGUUGGCAGCUGAGUAUGCUAGACACAGAAGAAGAAGGCGUAGAAUGAGACGUGCAAUCUGGGUGAAACCUUGGACUGGAAGGCGGCGUCAAUUUGGCCUUUAUGACCAGCUUAUGGUUGAAUUGAGAAAUGAAGAUCAGAGAGCCUUCAGGAACUUCCUACGCAUGCCUCCAGAAAUGUAUGAUGAACUGCUGGACAGGGUUGGUCCCAACAUCACGCUCAUCAUACGUUAGGCUGACGUUCCGCAUACGUUUCUCAUACAUUGGAGGUACGCUGAUAUACGUUACUCAUACGUCGGUAUAUGUCCAACUCAAAUACACAUGACAUCACAUCACAUUCACUAACAUAUGCUAUGUAUACGCUACUCAUACGCUGACGGUACGCUAGGCUCACGUUACUCUAACGGUCAUUAACCGAAAAUCAACCUCAUAGCUGAAAAGUUGUGCGUAUAAACAACUUUUCAAAAUAUUCAAUAUGUUCCUCAGACGCUGGCUCUAUACGCUAGUGUGACAGGGCCUUUACAUGGCACACAUACAGUUUUUCUGUGAUGAUAGAAGCACAAUCAGAUUAAUUUAGAAACUAGUUACAAUGAAACAUUUUAGCACUUUAGUCAGAUAACAUAGCUCCUUGUUAACCCACAACUUUCAGAUUUUGCAUUUGUUUUUGCACAAAUUAAAUGAGAUUAAGUCUGACAUGUUCAUUAGAGCAGAGAAUGACCAAUAUGGUUUUAUCAGUAGUGAGAUUAUUAUUACUGAUUAUUAGUAAUCAAGGAGACCGUUCGAAAGUUUUGGGGUCACUUAGAAAUGUUCUUACCUUUGAAAAGAAAUGCAGUUUUUUUCAAUGAAGAUAACAUUAAAUGAAUCAGAACUACAGUGUAGACAUUGUUAAUGUGGUAAAUGACUAUUCUAGCUGGAAACGGCUGAUUUUUAAUGGAAUAUCUCCAUAGGGGUACAGAGGAACAUUUCAUUGUGUUAGCUAAUGGUGUUGAAAGGCUCAUUGAUGAUUAGAAAACCCUUGUGCAGUUAUGUUAGCACAUGGAUAAAAGUGUGAGUUUUCAUGGAAAACAUGAAAUUGUCUUGGUGACCCCAAAACCUUUGAAGGGUAGUGUACAUUUACAGUAAAAAUGCAAAUCUUGGUUUCAAAAUUUAGAAAUAAGACCAACUCCAAUUUAAACCUUGGUUGAAAUGCCUUUAAUAAUUAAAGAUGAAGAUUCAACAGUAAUUAUUUGCACUUUCUUGUGAUGUGUAACCAAUCAAGUGACUAAAUAUAUAGAGGUGGCGGCAUCAGAGCCAAAGAAGCUAAUGUUUAAUUGAUUUUAUCUGCAAUCGGUUAAAAAAUAACAAUGGAGAUAAUCUGCAAAAUACUGAAUAUUGGCUCUGAUAAACAUCCAGAACCAUAACUGGUCGACUCCAACCUCAGAGGGCUUUAGUCUGUUGAACUGGACAUAGGGUUAGGGUUAGGGUUUCAAUCCUCAUAUUGACUUCUAGCUACAGCUCUAGGAAAUGCUAAUCUCAUAAAAAAGGCCAAUAAACAUUCUCAAAUUGUCCAAACUUGCUGAUUAUCCACUUUCCCAGAUGUUACCUGUUUGAACAUCUACUAAGGACUUUUCAAUCCAUCUAUAAAUGAACUUUAAUGGGACUGUUGCAAAUCUAAAAUCAGCUGGUGGAGUUACAAUGAAUAGAAAAGUGUGUAUUUACACAGAAUAGUUGUGUGAGUUUUAUUUCAAUUAGUGCUGACAUUUACAAACCAGAACAUUUACAAACAAAACCAAUUCAACUGCAUCUUUUAAUCCAUUCAAACACUUCAGCUCAUGAUUCUCACCUGCAACUCCAAGAUUUAUUCAUGUGUCCAAGCUAAACCUGAAGUGUCCGAGAUCACAGGAGCAGAAAUGAAACAGACUUUUAAAUGCUAAGUAGCAGAAGAUUUCUGAGAGUGACACAAAUUUACGAUGCUGUGAAAGGUCAGGACAAGAAGAAGGACUUUGUAUUUGAUUUACAGUGAGAAAGAAAUUCUCAUUUUGCUGCCCUACAGCUCAUCAUCCGCUUCCACAUUCAUCAUUAAAGUCCAGAUAGGAUUAAUCUGUGAAAUUUAAAUUUAGUUUUGCAAAUGUUACUCAGUGUUAAAAACUUGAUUAGGAGGUCAAAACGAAACACAGAAAAAAAGCUAUUCCAGAGGUCAUAGGCGUAGAUUUCUGCUCGAUAUUGAGAAAAUGUGCAUUUGAUCCUCAAAUAGGAACAUAAAAGUAGAAACAAAGGACUUUUAGUUGCUCAUUUGUCCUGCACUCUGUAUUUUCCUUGACAUAAAUAAAGAGAUUUGCAUCAUAAAUUGGUGCAGAAAAGGCGAAAAUGGGUAAAUGUUCAAAUGAAAUCUACGCCCGUGUCAGAAGGGAUAGAAACUUUCUGUCUAAUGAAGUCUACAAGACGCUAAAGUGUAUUUGUGAAUCUAAAAAAGCUCCCAUCCAUCCAAGAAUAACAAAUACUCCAAGAAUGUCUGAAACUGAGCUGAGUGUCUGUGAUGACUUCUGUACAGUUAAUGAGCAGUAAUCUGGCACAGUUAAAAAAAAAUACAUGUACAUUUAUAUUAUCUGCAGUUUGUUUUAGUGUUUCAUUUGUUGUAGAUGUAAAGAUUUUUGUAAAUACACUGUUUUCUUACAAAA